AUGGAAAAUAAAAUAAUCAUUAGUGGAGGAAUUGGGACAGGUAAAACAACAAUAAUAAAAGCAUUAGCAAAAUACUUUAAUCCAGAUGAAGUAGGAAUAAUAGAAGAACAUGUCCGAUGGGAUGAAAUAAAUAAAGUACUACAAACAACAAGUAAAGAAAAUUCAAAUAAAAAGAAACAUCUCAUUGAAAUACUUAAAGAAUAUUUAAAUGAUUAUGAAGAACAAAUAGAAAAGAAACAAAAUAAAAGAAUACUCCUUAUUGAAAGACAACCAAUUGAAUUAAUUGAUACAUUCUGGGAUCCAGAAGAAACAGAUGAUUUAUUAAAUACUCAAGAAAUCAAAAUAUUAAAAGAACAAGCAAAUAAAAUAAUUACUAAAUAUAUAAUAAAAUAUGAAGAAGAAGUAGAAGGAAUAAUGAGAACAAAUGAAUUAUUAACACCAAAAGCAUUAGCAUCAGAACUAUUUUCUAAAUGGGUAACAAGAAACUCUCGUUUAUCACGUUCAUCAAUUUAUCUAAUUUUUCUUGGUGUUAAUGAUAAAAUAAUAACUAAAAGAAUGAGCACUCAUCCAUUAAAACCAGAGAUACGGUAUGAUAUGAAUAAUUUAUAUCUUGAAAUAUAUUCUGCUAAUUAUCUAAAAUAUUAUAAAGAAUUGAAUUAA
Entamoeba histolytica HM-1:IMSS is the source of this 660-nucleotide messenger RNA. RefSeq lists its product as uncharacterized. Lineage: Eukaryota; Evosea; Mastigamoebida; Endamoebidae. The record is from RefSeq and is a predicted model, not a curated record. Bases 1 to 660 code for a protein of 219 amino acids. The transcript has a single exon.